This is a messenger RNA of Electrophorus electricus (electric eel), 2391 nucleotides long. RefSeq lists its product as uncharacterized. NCBI's taxonomy places the organism in Eukaryota, Metazoa, Chordata, Actinopteri, Gymnotiformes, Gymnotidae. The record is from RefSeq and is a predicted model, not a curated record.
UGUAUAUAUGAUUUGAGCGGAAAUUUUAUCAUAGAAAACAGCAUACGGUAUUACCUAUGUAGUUCAACACGACUACAUACGAGUGGGUAUUAAUUUAUUAGAAAAUAAUUUCAUUUAUUAGGCUAUAUUUGUGAGCAGUAUGUUGACACACAAGGUCCAAGAUAUUCAUCACACAAGCUCUCUUCCAUCUAUCCUGGACACUUACCUUUCUCCUGAAUCCUUUGAAAAGACAGCCUGCGUCAGCAAAGAAGUGACACAGAUGAGGAAGCUGAAAGUGGGAGGGGCCAAAGAGGCUGUUCUGCCCCCUGGAUUUGCUUUGGAUUCAGACAGAGUGGCUGAGGACAAACAGAAAUCUUUGCGCAAUCAGCGCCAUCUAGAGACAUAUCGCAACAUUCACCGUUUGAGGAAUAUCCUGUCUCGACACUACGCUGAGUUGUUGAAAGAGAAGGUCCAGAGACAACGACGUGGAAUAAAACAAAACAACUCAGCUACUCUGAAAACCACAGAAAAGCUCAAUGAACAGAAAAAGAGAUCAACUUCCCAGAAGCUCACUGGAUCAACCCUUCUCCACGAUGAUACAUGCCUGAGGUCGUUGCCUAAAACACGCCAUUACCUGGUCCUUGAGCUGAAAAGGCAUUUGGACCGAUGUGGGUGUCUGCAGGGUCCCAGGGAGCAAGAGGUGUUCAGGCACUGGGUGGAUCAGCACAAAACAACACAACUGGAGAAACAGCUUCAGCAACUAUUGCUUCGCAGUGACUCUGCUCCUAAGGUGAAGAUGGAGGACUUACUGAAGAGACCGCCAGCCCUGCCAAAGAUACAGGUUUCAGCAGAUGCCAAUUCUACCCAACAGGACCAUCAGAUUGCAGUCACAGAGGGAGGGGACGGAGGAGGAGGUAAACAGUCUGGUACUCGCAGCCUUCUUGCCUCACAGACCCAAACCCAGACGCAGGCCCAGACCCAGGACAAAGCUGAGCUAAGGCUUCCCAAGGUCUUCUCACAGGAGCUCCAAGUACCCAGGUUUUACACUUUACAACCCAGCUUUUUGGAGAAUUUCAGCACUGAUAUGCAUUUUUUGCAGCAGAGAUUUAAGGAGCUGCUCUGCAGAUCGAGGGCUGCAGUGGCCCCAACCCAGCACAAGAUGCAUCUCAUGUACGACAUCUCACUCUCGCACAUGGCCCAUGCUCGGAGAUUACUGGAUAUUAAUGGACUAAGCUCACAGUAUGAUAAAGGGUUCAGCACCAAAGACCUGAUGGAGCUAGUGUGUCCAAACAAAGUCUUAACUAAAGAGCCAAAGACUCCUGGUGAGUCCCCCCCACCACAGCCUUUGACAGAUGAGGCAACAACUGAGGACACACAACACCUUAAGGAGGAACUAAGCAGACCAGUUGACGGAGUGACCAGUUUUCAAGACUCUAACAGCUCCAAGCUAAGCAGCAGCAGAGCCUAUAACUCCUGGAACCCAGAGGAGCCGCUGUCCAUUGAGGACAUUUCUUCUUAUUGUGUUUCACAGAGUAAAAUUCUUGGCAACAAGACAUGGACCAAUUACAUAUAGCAAAAUACUGCCUAUGAUUUCACCACUACUGCUUUGACAAUGUUGUACUCAAAUAUGUUGUACUAAUGAUUUUUAUUCACUUUUCCCAAUUAGUUUUGCUAUAGUGGAGAAGCAUAAGUUAUAUCUACAGUGUGUCUUCUCACGGUUUAUUUUAUAUAAGCUCUUAUCAAUAUGAAAUUUCAAUCUAUCAGCAUUAAGUUACUUUUCAGACAGUGCGGCAUUAAUGUUACUUAUUUUAGUUUAUCAAUUACUUAGGACACUCCCACUUAGUUUCUAAACAGUUUCUCAGGAGUCUUGAGAGUAAUGUAGCUUAUGUAAAAAGAGAUAUCAACAUCGAUGAGGAUAAAUAAACAGAAAUGAAUUGAAAUAAUGUGCAUAUCCAUAUUUUUAAUAAGACUAUGUAGGCUGAUCACUAAUAGAUACAAACACACAUACAUACAUACAUAAUAGAUAGAUUCUUUGAUAAAUGUUUAGAGGCUAUAAAUCUUUAUUUAAAGGGGAAUGCUUUACUAGGCUCAAGAGUAUUCAACUGUACAGAGUGCCCCAACGUAUUGCGUUUACAGCUUUGUGCUGAGAUUCCCACAGGCUUCAAACUCUUAUCAUCAAUGGCUUUCAGUAUCGCUGAAACUGCUUAUAUCACAGUACUCUACACUGACCCUUUGCCCCAUUAAUUCUGUCGACCCUAUUUACCUUAGAAAUAAACUUUAUUUACAUGCUUGUUUGUUUUAAAUGUUGUAAUAAAAAUAUAAGUCUUUGACCCUAAAUGUAUUAUAAAGUCGAUUAACAAUUAUUAAAAUGAAAUAAAGUGGAUUACAAUUGAUUUAGUGCAAUAUUGUAUU